Bombus pyrosoma is the source of this 2729-nucleotide messenger RNA. Its product is annotated as zinc finger protein 708-like. Gene Ontology annotation, molecular function: DNA-binding transcription factor activity, RNA polymerase II-specific; RNA polymerase II transcription regulatory region sequence-specific DNA binding. The transcript is spliced from 9 exons. The record is from RefSeq and is a predicted model, not a curated record. Lineage: Eukaryota; Metazoa; Arthropoda; Insecta; Hymenoptera; Apidae. Gene Ontology annotation, biological process: regulation of transcription by RNA polymerase II. The coding region runs from base 400 to 2484 and encodes 694 amino acids. Gene Ontology annotation, cellular component: nucleus.
CUCGAACCAGACGCAUAGAACGCGCGAGUUACUUUCGCGUAACAUGAUUUUCGAAUUUGAACAGUUAUGAAUAUACUUAAUUACGGAGAAAUGAUAAUUUGUGAAAGCUUUUAUUUUACGUCGUUAAAAUAUAACAGCUUAACUUCAAUUAUUGUUAGAAAAAUUACAUUUUUAAGUCAUGUUACGAAUCGACCUUAAGAUAACCUCUUCACUAAUUUAUACAAAUAUCGGCAUUUCAAAAUGUAAUUAUAAAUAAUUCAUUUAUUUUGUAUACUUUGAAUAUAAUGAUGCGUACGUUCAGUGUAGUUUAUAAAAUUUUAUAUUAAACAGACAAGAUGUUACUAUUAAUUUAAACGUCAAGAAUUUUAUAACGAUAUGAUUUAAUUAAAUAUCAUCACCAUGAAUGAGGAAAGAAGUGUUGAAGAUUCUUCAUAUUUAAGUUAUGAAAUAAAUGGCACUAGAUAUAUUUUACAAACUGUAUCAGAUCCAGCUAUAGAUAUAUCAAAAGCUGUAUCAACCACUCAAGAACAAAAUACAAUUAAUCUUAUAAAUGAACCACAAGUAGAAAAAGAUGAUGAAUCAAUUUCUUUAAUUUGCUUGGAUGGUCAGGUUUAUGCGUUUCAAAAUGGAGAAUUACAAGAAUUAGAUUUUAGUCAAGUAGUAGACGAAAAUGAAUCACAAGAAAAAACAGUGUUGCUACCUAAAGAAGAUGAUAGUUGUGAACCACAGUACAUUACCAACGAAGGAUUAGUAAUUGGAAAUAUUGAUGAACAUUCUCAAGAACAGUAUGAAAUUAUUACUGGUCAAAAUGAAAAAAAUUUUAUAAUGGAGAAGCAUAAUGUAAAUGCUAAUGAUUUUGUAGAAGUUGUAACAGCAUUUAAAUGUAAGAUAUGUACUUAUACCACUCAAGACAAGACACAAUUAUUACAGCAUUUUCAGAAAACGCAUGUAAAUCCUAAAGUGGAUAUAGAGAUAAAAGAAGAAUCUAAGAUUACAGAUGAAGUAAAAUUGUUAUAUAUGUGUGGAGAAUGUUCUAAUUGCUUUCCUUCUAUUGAAGAUUGUAAAGAACACAUGAUAAAUGAUCAUCAAUUAACAGACACAGGAGCCAAUAGAGGUGGUAAAGAAAAUAUAACAGACGAUUCAAAAGAUUCUGGGUUAUUAGAGUGUAUAGGACAGAGUGUUGAAAGUAAUGAUAUAAAACGUCAAGUUAAAAUUCAAAAACCUCUAAAUUCUGAAUAUAUGCUCAACAAAAAAAUGAUUGAAUUAAUGGAAAGAAACAUAAAGUGUUCAUAUAGAGGAUGUCCCUACAAAUUUUGUACAGAGGAAACAAUGCAGCAACAUGCACUUUGUCAUACGGAAUCACAGAAUGGAACAGCAUUUAAAUGUAGCGUUUGCCGCGAUAUGAAAUUUACCAAAUGGAGACAGUGUAGCUUACAUUUAUGGAAAAAGCAUCAAAUUGACAUAGGAUUAUUUACUUGUAAAAUAUGUAAAGCAUAUAAAAGUGCAACAAUGGUCAAACUUUUAACUCAUAUGCGUGUGCAUAGUGAGACACGCGAGUAUGAAUGUUCAGAAUGUGGUAAAUGUUUUAAACAGGCCAGUCAAUUGCGUAAUCAUAGAGUUAUGCAUUUGGAUCGCAAAACAUUGGAAGUAACGCGGUGGUAUACUUCAAAAAAAUGUGAUAUGUGUGGAAAAACUUAUGCUAAUUCCAAAUGUUUGAAGAGUCAUAUUCAAGCAGUGCACUCAAAAUUGCGACCAUAUGUUUGUAAUGUUUGUGGCCAUUCUAGCGCUAGAAAAGCAAUGUUGCAAAUGCAUUUACGACAACAUACUGGUGACAAACCCUUUAGUUGUGAACUUUGCGAAUAUAAAACAGGUGAUCACAAUACAUUACGACGUCAUAUUAUGCAACACACAGGUUUUAGACCUUAUAAAUGCCCUCAUUGUUCUUAUACAGCAAUACAAAGUAGUAGUUAUAAAAAUCAUUUGAAAUCUAGACAUCCUUUACUGUCUGGUUUAUUUACAUGUGACCUAUGUCCUUUCAAAACUGUUAAAAAUCAAAGUUAUAUACAACAUGUAAGAGACCAUGAAAAGGGAUUAAUCAAAGCGAAUAUGCAAAAAAAAGAUAGUGAAAAUGUCGAAGUUUUUCCUGGUAAUAUCGCGGCGGCACAAUUGAUUUAUAGUUGCUUAGGUGCCUUUUCAAAAGUGGGCGAUACUUUAGAAGCAAAUUUAAUGUCUUCCUCAACGUCUGCAGACGGUACAUCACAAACGAUUACGAUACAGAUACCAUCGAAACAUCUUGAAGGUUCACUGCCAACAAGAGAAUGUAGAACUAAAAGUAACUCAGCAAUUGAACAAGAAGAUGAAGAAACAAUGCAUUGUUUUUUAAAAAUUCCAAGGGAAGAGGAAGAAAGUAUAGACACAGGUGGUAUAACUAUACCUGCAGAACCUGAGGAAUCAGGCGCAACAACUAUUAACGUUGAUACAUGAAAUACGGAAUAUUAAGUUGCUAAUUAAAAUAUUUCUGUAUAUUUGAAAACACCUAGAAAUUUAUACUUCAAAGUAAAUGAAGAAAUGCUAGUCACGCGUUACUUAGAAGCUAAUUAUUCAUAAAACAUGAGAAGCUCCUUUUUUUAAGCAACUGAUGUGGAUCUUCCCGGAAAUUACACCUCGUAUCACAACUAACAGUCUCUGGGCAGUUCGCCAUAAUAAGCUGUUAAAGCUAUUAGCUUUCU